AAACCCUGCGAGGACAAGGAGGAGUGCAUGAGAAGAAAAAGAUCCUUACACCUACACACUUUCGUUUUCACAUACGUUUCGUUAUGAUUCCCUCUGGUAGGCCUAUAUAGGCCCACAUCUCUAUGUGUGUGUAUGUGUGAUUGUCUGUGUGGGUGGCUGUACUUCUUGUCGUCUAUGUGAUUAAUAUGUAGUGUUGCUGUACCGUAGGCCACGUGCUGAUUUCUAUAGGGACUAAUUGAAGUGGAAUCUAAAUCAUUUCAUUUGAAUAACAGUUUUCUGGGCUAUGAAAAUGGGCUGUCCAGGAAUAACCCUUUUUCUCCUUAUAUUGCUUCAGUCUUGUGUUACAGUAGUAGUCUAUAAGGACAGUUUGUGUGUUGGGUUUUGUGAUCAAUGUUAAAAUAAAAAUUGUGGCUCUGCCUUUUUAAAUAUUUUUUACUGUCGCAUUCGCAACAUAGCUUGUUUCUAUAUUACUUUUGAGUUAAGACAAUGUUACACUGACUCGUAAUCGAGUGAUGUGUGCUGUGUUGUCACCUCACUUCAUACCUUAGUUGGAAAUUAUUUAGCCUACUUAACUUUCUCUGCACCUCAGGAAGAGGGGGAAACCGAAAGUAUGAAGUAAGUUCAGCUUUCGCUUUCGCUACUUAGAUCGCACUUUAUUUUAAGUGAGUUGUACUGCAUUAAAGUUUGCGAGGAGGUCUGUUUGUCUACAACUUCUUGGAGUGUAAUAAUGAUAAAUUAGGCAAAUAUAUAUUUGGACUAAAUCGCUUUAGAAGCUGGAGCAGAUUUUGAAUUAUUGAUAUUUUUAGUGCGGGUUGAACGUGAUUAAAGCGCUGCUGCUGUGCACAUGUUUCUCUUGACGUUUGAAAGUGCGUUUCUCUUCAGUAAGACAAACUGGUGCGAUGAACAUGGAAACAGGAGCAAAGAUGCACAUGAAAGAGUGGCUGAUUACUCAGAUAGAGAGUGGGAAAUAUGAAGGACUGUGCUGGGAAGAUGAGAACAAAACUAUGUUCAGGAUUCCGUGGAAGCACGCAGCCAAGAAGGACUACAGGCAGACGUCGGAUGCAGCUCUCUUCAAGGCUUGGGCUGUGUACAAAGGAAAGUACAAAGAGGGGAAGGAUAAAGCCGACCCCACCAUGUGGAAGACUCGUCUUCGAUGUGCAUUAAACAAGAGCGCUGACUUCCAGGAGGUCCCUGAACGCAACCAGUUGGAUAUCACUGAACCCUAUAAAGUUUACCUUAUUGUGCAUGACAGUGAGCAAGCCAAGCCAGCAGAAUCUCAGCAGACAAAGGAUCAAAUCAUCAUCCCAGUGAAGAAGUCACCAACAAUCGCUGGUUUUCAGGAAAAACAGCUUCAUUAUCAGAAGGAUUCAUUUCAAGAAAGUAAAGAAGAAGCAAAACCACUGACUGGUGAUCUAUUGAAGGAGCACUUGUAUUGUGAUCUUACAGGACAUAAACCUCAAAAUCAAGACUCUGCUCCAAUAGCCUUCAUUAACCCUUCUUUGACUAUAACAGACUUUCGUUUGCAAGUGAUGCUGUUGUACCAAGGCCUGAGGGUGAUGAAAGUGACCACCACGAGCCUAGAUGGGUGCUUCAUCCUGCAGGGCCAUGUCCCUGUGGGUAAUGAGCGGAUCUACGGGCCCUGCACUGCCCAACAGCUUUCCUUCCCCUCCCCAACUUCUGUAGCUCUGCCCCUGGCCAUGGUGGAAGCAAUGAACCGCCUCCUUUGUCACCUGGAGAGGGGUGUGCUUUUAUGGGUGGCCCCAGAUGGGGUCUUCAUUAAGCGGUUCUGCCAGGGCAGGGUGUACUGGAGUGGUCCCACGGCCCAGCACACUGACAGGCCAAACAAACUGGAGCGAGAAAAGACCUUCAAACUGCUUGAUAUGGCCACAUUUCUCAAUGAGCUCCAGAGCUGUUUACAGGGUAAGGGUCCUGCACCCUCAUAUGAGAUCGAGCUCUGCUUUGGAGAGGAGUAUCCAGACCCAAAUGUUCCUAAAAAGAGGAAACUGAUCAUGGCACAGGUGGUGCCCUUGUUUGCUCUGGACUUGCUGCAGAAGUUCCACUUGAGGAAUUGAGGAGAAGGGGCAGCACUAACACAGACGGAACAAAGAUGUAAAAAGGCAUAGAGGGCUUCCGUGCACCAGGGCAACCACGAACAACUUAAAAAGGGAUUGUGGAUUCCGUAUUUCAUCUGUCAUCCGUUUGACAAGACAUUCUACAAGCAGAGCCAAAGAAACAGAGAACUGUCAGUGGAAAAAUGUAAAUAAAUGAUGCAGAAAGAAUGUAAAUGCUCCAUUGUAGACUGUUUUGCAGUGCUUGUGCAAGAGUUUUAUCCUUUAAGUUAAUCUAUUAUUUGAUGAUUUUUAACUGUCCUCCUGUAGCUAGACCGACAAAGUGCUGGAACAGCAAGCAUUUGUUUGAACCAUUAAAACAGGUUGAUAACAUGCUUAAAAUGUGAAAUAAUUUCCUCCAUUAUGUGUUAAUCUACAGUCAGCACGCAUGUCGAAUUAUCAUAGAAGUUUGAAGUAACCUGAAAACGCAAGAAGCGAAUAAAUUGACAGCUGAAAUGAAA
Messenger RNA from Labrus bergylta (ballan wrasse), 2569 nucleotides. RefSeq names its product interferon regulatory factor 10 (gene irf10). Gene Ontology annotation, cellular component: nucleus. The record is from RefSeq and is a predicted model, not a curated record. Gene Ontology annotation, molecular function: RNA polymerase II cis-regulatory region sequence-specific DNA binding; DNA-binding transcription factor activity, RNA polymerase II-specific; protein binding. Lineage: Eukaryota; Metazoa; Chordata; Actinopteri; Labriformes; Labridae. Gene Ontology annotation, biological process: regulation of transcription by RNA polymerase II; immune system process.